CUCGAUCUUAGAAAGAGAGCCGGGCGACCACGUGGUCUGUUUCACACGUCACAUUGUUAUCCAUUUGUGUGUUUUAUAUAAGAGACUCAAGGAGUUGUAGUUUAUUAGUUUUGUGAUAAAUAUUCGUUUUAUAGCUUGUAAUUACAGUAAUAAAGUGUUACAAUGACAAUUAGCCCUUGAGAGAAUAAGGAGGGUAAUUUUGUUGCGGUAGUAGGGGGAUGGCAACACUGGGCCCCGAGUCGGGGGAGAGAGCCAGUAGUGUCAGACCGAGCGCCUGGGCCUCCGCUUCGCCCCUUUCCUUUCUGUUUUUUCUCAUCACAUUUUCAUAGAGUCACAUCUUUCAUCCUCAAAUUUUUCUAUAAUAGACCGAUAUUAAAAAUUGAAGGUCUCGGCAGCCCCGUACCCCCUCAACCCGCGAUAACCGACCACCAGGAUGCGAAAAGCGAAGGCCCAGACAUAACCUUUACGGGUGACGCCCUUAUUUUCCCAUCACGCGAACAAAAACUAGUUUCGGACACGUAGAAUUUUAAUUAUUUAUUUAUUUUUUAUCAUAUUUUUAAACCCCCCCACACACAUAUUGAGUUUUUCACCGAACCAUUUAUGUCAAUCUACACCCAUUUCCUCAUGUCCCAACGGAAUUUCAACGGUCCUCGGCCAGGAAAGAAGAACUUUUUCAGUGGAGGUGGCACCCGAUUGGUCGUUUCAGGGCUUCCACCUCACCUGAGGCCAGAAGACUUCGAACCACUCUUAUCACAAUACGGCCAAGUACAUUCAUGCGAGAAGGUUAACUCUCGAGAUCCCCAAACAGCAACAAUCAUUGUCACAUAUGAUACUCCCGAUCAGGCACAACAUGCCAUAAGCGAACUCAACAAUACAGAAUAUGAAGGAUCAUUCUUAAAAGUGGAGCUCCAAGGUAACCAGGAAAGGAGAGGUCCCGGCGGCGGUCGUGCGGGCGGCCGGGGACCUAGAGGGUUCGCGAUGGGAGGCGGCGCCAGGCAGACGGACUUCCCUCUCAGGAUCUUGGUGCAGUCUGACAUGGUCGGAGCGAUCAUUGGUAGACAGGGUUCGACCAUCCGCCAGAUCACUCAGCAGUCAAGAGCGAGGGUGGAUGUCCAUCGCAAGGAUAAUGUUGGCUCGUUAGAGAAGGCUAUCACAAUUUAUGGAAACCCAGAAAAUUGUACGAAUGCUUGCAAGAGGAUCCUUGAAGUGAUGAAACAAGAAGCAACGACAAACAAUAAGGGUGAAAUUACUUUAAAAGUUUUGGCCCAUAAUAACUUGAUUGGUCGUAUCAUUGGCAAGGCUGGAAACACCAUUAAGAGGAUCAUGCAAGAGACUGAUACAAAGAUCACAGUUUCAAGCAUAAAUGACAUUAACAGCUUUAAUUUGGAACGGAUCAUCACUGUUAAAGGAUCUAUUGAAAAUAUGUCUAAAGCAGAAUCUAUGAUCUCAGCUAAAUUGAGGCAAAGUUAUGAAAAUGAUCUUCAAGCAAUGGCACCUCAGAGUAUGAUGUUCCCUGGACUACACCCGAUGGCCAUGAUGGCAACUUCUGCAAUGGGUUAUGGUGGGCGAGGUGGAGGCUACCAAGGCGGCCUCUAUUCCGGAGCCUACCCUCCUGUCUACCAGCCCAUUCCACCCGCCUCCCAUGCUCCCGAUGCGCAGGAAACCACAUACCUGUACAUCCCAAAUAACGCAGUCGGAGCCAUCAUAGGAACGAAAGGCUCGCACAUAAGAAAUAUGAUCCGAUUUUCCGGAGCCUCGGUGAAGAUCGCCCCCCUCGAGGGUGAGAAGGCCAGUGAUGCUGCACAACCGGCCGAGAGGAAGGUUACCAUCGUGGGAUCACCCGAGUCUCAAUGGAAGGCGCAAUAUCUCAUCUUUGAGAAAAUGCGCGAGGAAGGGUUUGUAUCUGGAUCUGAUGAUGUUCGGUUGACUGUCGAAAUACUCGUUCCAUCAUCACAAGUUGGACGAAUCAUCGGCAAAGGUGGCCAGAAUGUGAGGGAGCUACAAAGAGUGACAGGCAGCGUGAUUAAACUGCCAGAACAAGUCUGCCCAGAGGAGAAUCCGCGCAAUGGUCGGUACCGGCGCGGGAGGCCCACGGCCGCCAGCACCCGGUGGCCCCCGCCCAGGGCCGCAGCCACAGCAGUAAGCAGCGGGGAGCGUCCAAGAGAGGAGCCAAGCCAAAGACAUGUAGGGGGCCUCCAUCAACCUCGAGAAAAAUUAUCUACCUCCUUACCUUUAGGGUCUUAAAAAAAUUAUAUAUUUAAAAAAAAAAGAAAACGAUUUUAAUAAUAAUUAUUAAUGAUAAUGAUUGCUAUAUAUAUUAUAUUAUAUACGAAUAUUUAAGGGAUAUAAAAAAAAUUAAUUAAAAAAAAGUGUAGUUCUCGAAAGAGAUUCGAAUAGGGCAAAGUGAGCGUGGGGGGAAGUGUUUAGCCAACGCCUGCCCUAUCGGUAAAUCAAAUUUAUUUUUGAUACAUUGUUAUCUUCGAGCGUCGAUUGUGACUCCUAUCGGUUUCUUUUGUUUUUUGUUUGUUGAAUUUUUUGAUAAAUUUUUAAAAUUUAAAAAAAAAAUUUGACUCAUCUUUUUUUUUUUAAAUUUUAUAUAUAUUAUUAUUAUUAUUUCUUUAUUUCUAUGAAAUCUUUUUUUGUUUUCUUUUUCCCGUUGAUGGGAAAAAAACAUUAGUGAUUGUAAAUUUUUUAAAAUGAAAAAAAAUUUUUUUAAAAAAAAAAGAGAGAGAAUUUUUUAAAAAAUUUUAUUAAAUUUAUAUUGAGAGAGAAAGACGUAAUUUUUUAUGACUUUUUUAAAUAUAAUAAAUAAAAAAAAAUUUGUGUGGCGCGUAGUGUUUUUAGCUGCGUUGGAAACAAGGAGAGUCAUUAUUAGCAAUUUCUUAUACCUGUGUGUACGUACCUUUACAUAUAACAUCAAGUACAAUCAGAAUAAUUUAUAAAAGUUUUGUAUGUAUCAUUGCGUACACAUUUGUAUAAUAUAUAAAUGCAAUAGCUCCACCAUCUAAUACAUUUUGACUCCUCAACCAAAAACCGCUGAAAGCCUCAUGGAAAAUUAAAUAUUUAAUUUAAAUUAUAAAAGUACUAAAUUAAUAAAACUUAAUUAAACAAAAAAAUUGUCUUGAAUUUGCGAUAAAAAUUUAAUAUAAACGCUUUCGCGUAAAAUAAAAACCCUCCCAAUCGUAAUUUAUAAAUUAAUAUAACCACUCUCUCAGUGAAUAAUACAUUUUAAAACUUAUAUUUAAAAACAUGGUGUACAUCCUCCUAUAAUUGUAAAUUCACAAAAAUACAAAAUUACAAUUAGGUUAUAAACACAAUCACGUUGUCUACUUUUGUCUUCUUUUUUCGUUCUUUUUUAUUUUUUAUCUUUAAAUAUUAGUAAGUAGAAAAUAAACCGACAGGAAAGAGUUAAAACAACAACUAAAAAACUACACUGAAAACAAUUACAAUUAAUAAUUGAAGUAUCAUUAAAAUAAUUUUUAAAACCCCCAUAAACAUUAUAAAGUAUAUUACUAAUAUGCAUUGCAUUAGAAAUGAAAUGUAUAUACCAAUUUAAACAAAACAAAAAAAAAAAUUCUAAAAGAAUGGCUGCUCCCGCCCUCAAAACCGAGGGACUUAGAAAUAUAUAUACACGACCAACCAGAUAAAUCGGGAAAGAAGAAACAAAAAUGAGACACUUAGGCCUCCAUAUAUAGUGCGCACUCACCAGAACUGGAGGAACACAUCUAACUUGCAUGCUCGUGACAUUUGCAUUGUUGAUUACUACCGUUUAAUUUUUUUAAUUAUUAUUUUUAUUAUGAGAUAUAUAUAAUAUAUAUUUAUGUAUUGCUUCGCUCGCCGUGAGCGAAAUUCUCAACAGACCAGGUCUUUUUUAAGCAAACGACCGUUCCGCCCGAAUAAUUGUUAAUUGUUAAUAAUUAAUUUUGUUACAAGUUGAACGAAUACAUAGUUGAUCAUUUAACAGACGUAAAUAGAAGAAAUAUUUCAUAUAAGCUAUUUUGUAUACACUGUUUUUUUACAUUGUAUAAUCUAUAUAUAUAAUAAUAGUUUUUUAUAUAUUAUUAAUAAAGAACAUAAAACGGGAUAAUAGCUCUAUAAUAGAUUAAACUAACUAAUAAUAUAAACAGACAAUUCAGCUCAGGUUUCAGUAAUUACUUACCUCAGGUUAGUUCGCAGGCCACAAACCAAAACGGAACGUCUUUUGCUAUUUAUUUCUAUCAGCUAACUUUCGUUAUAAUUCUUACUUCAAACAAACGGGGCAGAUUAUAAUUACUUAUUUAGAAAAGAAAAAAAAAAAAAUUUACUGAUGAAAAUUUUGUUUUCAAACAAAAGAAAGGGAUAAUAUACGGCUGAGAAAUAACAGAUGGGACAUUUUUGUAGAUGCUGUUUUCUGAAAUGAGAAAUUUUGUCUUUUCAAUCGAUUACCUGGGUGAUUAAAUUUAAGGAAUCGGACAUCCAAUUUUGCACGACCCUUAAAAAUUCAUACUCCCUUAAAAUGCCUUAAAUGAAAAGACGUUUUAUAGAGGAAGCGAACCGCCACAAGCAUCCCUCACAAACCUUCACAUCCCAUAACUAUAGAAUAUAUUUAUUAAUUAUAAUUACACUUUAUUAUAGAUAUAAAUAUAUGUAUAUAUACAUACUUGUGUAUGUAUAUUUAUAUAUAAAAGCUUGCAAAACACUCAGGGCUAUUGACUGACAAAGAAAACAUUCUUCUUUUUUUUUUCUCCAAUUAAUUUUAUUUACAGAUACUAAGGAUGUCGUUUUCAUUUUCGCCAAUAUAUAUCAGAUAUACGAUAUACAUAUAUAUAUUAUGCAAAGAUUAAUAUUUUUAGCAGAUUGUUUUUCUGUUUCAUUUUUUUUUUUUUUUUUUUAAUAUGAUAUGGAUUGUUCCGAUGUAUGUUGCGUUUUGUAACGCACAGGAACCAUUUAUUUUGUUAUUGUAACGAAGGGCAUUCUACAGAAAUAUAUUACAUUUGAAUUAUUAAUGUUGAGAACAAAAAGAAUGUUAUAGUUGCAUGGAUUCAUUCUUUUCAUUUUAUUUUACAAAGUUUGUUGCUUAUUUUUAAAGUAAGGUAGAUCCUUUUGAAAGAGGAAUAUCAAGUUGAUUCUUAUUUUUCUUUUUAUUAAUAGUAAAUAUAAGUUUUUUUAAAAAUAUAAAUAUUAUUCACAUAUUACUUUUUCAGUAUAGGUAUAUUAUAUAUUAUGAGAAAAAAAAAACACUGAAAAAAUGUGUGUUGAUUUUGAUGCAAACAAUUAUACAUAACCAUAUUUACUGUAUUGUUAUGCUUAGGAAAAUUAAAAAAAAAAAAAAAUUGUCUAUGCAUUAUUUUCAUUGUAUUUUCAAAAGGAAAAACUGUGGUGUAUUUUCUUUUGUUUUGUAUUAAUAAAUAGUGUUACUGUUUAAGGCUUUUGAUAUUUAGAAGUUUUUGUUUUUACUAUUGGUUCUGGAGGAGCUUAUAUUGUCAAAUAGAAUUCUGCUCCGAAAUUUUAGGGCAUUCUCUAUUUUCAAUUGGAUUAUUAUAAUUUUUAUUAUAUAGUUUACUUUUUGUCAGGUGAAUAACAGUGUUUGAUAUAUAUAUAUAUAUAUAUAUUAUAUGCGUAAUUUAAUUUUUUUUUUUUGUUUCAUUAUAAUAGUACACUUUCUCUUGUAAUUUUUUUAUUAGGUCUCCGAAUGACAGUAGGUUAUAAAAAUAAUACAUUUGAAAAGAGUUUAGGGACAGGUCACUUAAAAUAUUAGUACAAAGGAUGUAUAUAAAACAAAAAAAAAAAACAAAAACCUAAAAAAAAAAAAGCUUUUGCCCAUAUGUUUAUAUAAUAUAUAUAUAUGUUACUAUUUUAUUUAUUUUAUUUUUUCUAAGUACAACCGUGCAUUUUUCUGUUUUUAACAUUGUUUGAGGGGAGGUCUUCGAUCGGUGAUCAGCCCGGUUAUCAGUACACGCAGCGGGUGGGUAGUCGGCAAAUAUCAUACCCACAAAAUUAUAUUAUUAUUAGUGAAGGUGCCUUAUAUUGUAACUUAAACGGAUCGGUGUUUUCGGCAUUCUCUAUGGUCACUUUGCCGACUACUCGCUGAGCCUGCGUACAUCAUAGCCUUUAUUAUCAUUGUUAAAAUAAGUUGAAUUUUUGAGGUUUAUAUACAGUUGUUAGUUAAUGUAAUAGUAGCUAUUUUAAGAAUUGUACAAGACUGAUAAUCGUUUGUUCUUUAUAAUAUGAUUAACACAUAUGAAUUGUUUUUCAUUUUUAUUUUUUAAUAUAAAACCGGGCAUUUGAUAUAAUGUUAAUAUUCACUGAGACCUCCUCUCCGUUUUCUGUUAAAUAACAUUUCCCUUAUUAUAUAUGGUGUAUGCUUAUUAGUUUUCUGUUCUUUUAAAGAGUAUCUUUAUUGAGUAUCAUGCAAAACGUUAAUAAUACAAUAAACAUUAAUUUUCUUUAAAAAUUAAAAAAAAAGUUUAAUGUAAGGUUAUGUAAUAAUAAUAAUAAUAAUAAUGAUAAAAUAAUAAUAUAAUGGUUAUUUGAAAAAUAUAAAAAAAACAGAAUAAUUGUGUGAUGCAGAUUUAUUUUCUUUUGUGUGUGUCCGCUCUGGAGAAAAUAGAAUUAAUUAUUUAAAUUUAUGUAUCGGAAAAAAGGAAAGAUUUUUUAAAAAUGGGGGAAAAUUUGCAAACAAGACAAUUUUUGAAAUAUGAAUAAAAGAAUAGUAAUCAAUUGUAAGGUGUGGUACUCCGCUUUGCAGUUUUUCUUCAUUUUUUUGUUUUGUCCUUUUUUCAAACUAAAAAAAUCUGUAAUAAUAAUAAUGAUAUUAAUCGUAAAAAGCUUUUUUUUUGUUUUUCCAUAAAAAAAGGGAAACAGUGUGUGUGAAGCAAUUUUCCGUUUGGGAAGUGUUAUAGCGUAGUUCGGGAAUAAAAAAAACUGAGUUAUCCAAAAAUAUGUAUAAUGAAGACCUUUUCUUUAUUUCUUCCGUUAAGAAAAAGGCACGUGUAAAAAAAAAGUAAAAAAAUAACCGUUGUUCGGUCCCUCCGUAUAAAACAGGCGUUUAAAACUACACUAUUAAAUAUAAUGGAGGCGCACGCGGUAUUAAUAGUUUACAUAUGUACCGAUUAAAACACGGUCUAUUAAGGUAUUGAGAUAAUCAGUUUUUUAAUGUGAUCACCGCCUGAUGUUUUAUGUUUAUAAUUCGUCAGGUGGUGGUCUGUGCAAGCAUUGCAGUCUCCUUUUUCUACCAUGGAAAUAAAUUAUUCUAGUUAAAAG
Nezara viridula (southern green stink bug) is the source of this 7242-nucleotide messenger RNA. The record is from the annotation of a GenBank genome assembly. Lineage: Eukaryota; Metazoa; Arthropoda; Insecta; Hemiptera; Pentatomidae.